Molecule: messenger RNA, 1976 nt
Organism: Branchiostoma floridae (Florida lancelet)
Lineage: Eukaryota; Metazoa; Chordata; Leptocardii; Amphioxiformes; Branchiostomatidae
Product: G2/mitotic-specific cyclin-B3-like
Exons: 13
Coding region: 280-1776 (498 amino acids)
Biological process (GO): regulation of cyclin-dependent protein serine/threonine kinase activity; mitotic cell cycle phase transition
Cellular component (GO): centrosome; nucleus; cyclin-dependent protein kinase holoenzyme complex
Molecular function (GO): cyclin-dependent protein serine/threonine kinase regulator activity
Source: RefSeq, a predicted model, not a curated record
UCUGAGUGCUGAUUGGACGUCCGUUGGAACGGCGGACCAAUCAGAACGCGUGAUUUGCAUAUGUAGCAUUUUUCAAAGACCCUUCAAUCGCCACAAGCACUUCCGGAAUUCCUGUGUCAGUUGCGCGUGGACUUUGAGACACAAAUUCAGCAUUUCCGAAGAUUUAGACUUCGAGAGUUGCAGAGUUUGUCCGUGACUGUCUGUUCAACUGUUUGAAGGUUUCUGGGUGACGCCAAGUCGUCUGUUUUUGCCGAGAACUGAAGACAACACCGAAGUGCCAUGCCUCUCCCAAAACGGUCACAACGCGGGGGGCUCGGCUCGCUUAACCCGCAGAAAAAGGCAGUUCCUCUGGUUCACCAUGACAAAAAGACGACCCGUGGCGGCACGAAACGCGCAUCGGACGAGACAGCAGAUGGGUUGGCCAAGAGAAGAGCAGCUUUUGGGGACAUCACCAAUGCCACCAAGCAAAAAGGAUCUGGUCUGUUUGGCUGUGUAAGUUUUGGGGAGGUAGACUCCGACAAUGAGAAGGGAACAACAACGUGUCAGGACAAGCCCAAGCCUGGAGAGACAAUAGCAGCCAGUACCCUGAUACAGGCCUUUGCCCAACAGCUCCAAGGCAAGGAGAAGGCCAAGAAGGUUGCCAAGCUCGAGAAAGCCGUGAAGGUUCUGCCCAGAAGACGCUCGGGAAGACUUGCGAGCAAGCCGAGUAAGAUCGCAAGGCCCGUCCUGCCGGGAGAUGAGUCGAUGUCCUCGCAGGGGAGCGUGUCGUCGCAGGAGAGCCUCCCGUCCUCCCAGUCUUCUGUUUCCCCCAACAGCAGUGACAGCUGCUCCAGCGAUGGUAGCAGACCUGUGUCUCCGGUUCUCAGUGUUCAGGACCUGAACGAGAAAAACAGACAGAAGACAGAGGAAGCCAUAGCAGCAGAGGGCAAGCCCCAGGGCAUCCCCACCCGGCCUCCGCUGUACGACUACGAUCAGGAGAACAUCAAAGACCCGGGGCUGGCGCCUCUCUACGCACAGGACAUCUUCAACUAUAUGAAGGACAGGGAGGAGAAGUACCUGCUCCCCCAGUACCUGCAGAUCCACAAUGCACACCUGGAGCCGUACAUGAGGGCUAUCCUGGUCGACUGGCUCGUCGAGGUCCAGGAGAAUUUUGAGUUGAACCAUGAGACCCUGUACCAGGCUGUGAAGAUCGUGGACCACUACCUGGCCAAGACCAAGGUCACCAAGGAGAAGCUUCAGCUGGUCGGGGCAACGGCGCUCUUCAUGUCCUGCAAGUUUGAUGAGAGGUGUCCGCCGUUGAUCGACGACUUUGUGUUCAUCUGUGACGACGCCUACCGGAGGGAGGACAUCAUCCUGAUGGAACAGACCAUCCUCAUCAAACUGGACUUCUUCCUAAACUUCCCCAUCUCCUACAGGUUCUUAAGGAGAUAUGCUAAGUGCUCUAAAGUAGACAUGGGGACCCUGACUCUGGCGAGGUUUGUGCUGGAGUUGGCGCUGCAGGAGUACGAGUUUGUCACGUACCGAGAGUCCAAACUGGCGGCAGGGGCCUUGCUGCUGGCCUUCAAGAUGAAGAAACUGGGAGACUGGACCCCGACGUUAGAAUACUACUCUGGUUACAAGGGGGAGGAGCUGAGGGACAUUGUCAGACACCUGAACUCCAUCUUAGCUGCCCCGAAGGACUCCAGACUGAAGACUAUCCGGGCUAAGUACUCUCACAGCGUCUUCUAUGAAGUUGCAAAGCUACCGCCCCUGGACAUGAUUGAGGAGAUGGACUAGUCUGCAGCUCCCCCUGUCUGUUUGUGCAAUUAGUGCAAGUUUUUAGUCAGCCAGAAGACUCAACUGCAAUCAAGAGAAAACAAAGAUGACUGGAACUCAGUAAAUAACAGAUUAUUCCAACUGUUUGCACUCAUUAGAAGAAGACAAAAAUACUUUUGGAAAUGUGUAUUAUGGAACAAGAAAUUUUAAUGUGAAAUUGA